AUGGGGGACAAGAAGAUGAAGAAGAAAGAGAAAAGAUCAUCCCCGAGAAAGGCGACCGCCGGCAGCCGCCGGGACGUCAAGCCGGAAUCCGAACAUCCGAGCCUCCCAAUCACCGUCGGUAAAAAAGACUGGCGACGGCAGCAGAUUAUACGUGCCAACAAAUCGGGAUCCGGCGUGGUCACCAAGUCAUGGGUUGUCCCAUCUUCCUCCUGUUGCAACCUUAAUCAGCCGCCGCGUAAAUAUUCGUGGCCUCAGCUUGCCCUAAUUGACAUCCCUCCCGAAAUCCGAACCACCGACGUUCCCGGAAAAUACAGCCUCAAGGGUUUUUUCCAUCAACGCCAAGCGACAUUGUAUUCUAACGAUAAAUUUCUUAUCUAUGGCCCGGACUAUUACAGUCUGCGCAAUGACAGCAGUGUACACUUCAGACGCACUGAGAGCUCCACCGGCUCCCAAUUCGCCUUCGUCAUAACCGGCCUUACUUCACCGGCUUUCGCAUUCCCUAAAGGAUACGACGAAUAUUACAGGUGCUAUGUGUCAAAUAUGAAGAACUGCACGGUUAUCGAGCCUUUCUCAACAACCGAUCAUCAAUACAUGGAGUUCACAAACCUUACCGGGCACCGAGGGAAAUUCUACGCCAUUAGCCGGCAGGGCAGCCUCGCAGUUAUCGAGUACAGUGAAGGUUCGAGCGAUUACGAAAUUACCCGUUUGGGAAAAAACCGAGCGGUCCCUAGUAAGGCAUGCCAGCACUUUAGGGAGCAUUUGUUCAAGUACAAAGGUGAAAUCUUUUUGGUGUUUUUGCUGUCGAUGGCUUCGGUGAAUGUGGUGGAUGACGUGGAGGUUUUCGGGUUGGACGAGUCGAGUCUAUGUUGGAAGAAAGUCGAGAAGCUUCCGGAUGAUACCGUGUUUAUCGUGGAGGACAAGUGUUGCUUGGGGGUCUCGGCGAGUUUAUUCGGGUGCAAAAUGGGGGAAAACUGCGUGUACUUCACGUACGAGAGGGCCGAAACUUGGUUUUGCUUCGACAUGAAAACGAGCCGCAUUUCGGCUACGGAGGGACCCGUGGACGAUUUUGAUUGA
This is a messenger RNA of Striga hermonthica, 1074 nucleotides long. The record is from the annotation of a GenBank genome assembly. NCBI's taxonomy places the organism in Eukaryota, Viridiplantae, Streptophyta, Magnoliopsida, Lamiales, Orobanchaceae.